This is a messenger RNA of Nicrophorus vespilloides, 2784 nucleotides long. RefSeq lists its product as uncharacterized. Bases 304 to 2601 code for a protein of 765 amino acids. Gene Ontology annotation, molecular function: protein binding. The record is from RefSeq and is a predicted model, not a curated record. The transcript is spliced from 6 exons. NCBI's taxonomy places the organism in Eukaryota, Metazoa, Arthropoda, Insecta, Coleoptera, Silphidae.
ACAACAGCGAAGAGCAUCAUCGUUGUAAACAUAGUGGGGAGCAAGUCGCAUGGAGCGUUUGGACGUAGUCGCGGAUUAAAUUCCAGUCGAAGAAGGAUCUCGGCACGAGGUGUCUCGAGAGUAGUGUGUUCUUCCUUGCGAGUGCGUUCCGUCUGUGCUGUUUACAUUCACCAUUUGGACGGAAGGAAGUAAGGAUCAGCAGGACGACAGGGAACCAAUCAUCACGAUCGCGCCGACCGAAGAAAGGACGACCCGACAUCGCGAUGUAAUUUGCAUCCCGAAACCGAAAGACCUACAGGCAAGAUGAUGAGGCUGUUUAAGCGGCGAUGCUCGGACCCCAAUCCACAACUAGUGAGCCUGUCGCCCUUAUCGGACAGUACCGACAUGACUUCCUCGAUGUCUUCGGCGAGGGAUGUGUCUCCCGUCUCCAAAUCUAGUCUUGCCACUUGGAGCAAAAGGGUUGGCGAGAAAUGGGACAAGUUGAAACGCAGCGACUCCUCGGAGAUCCUUACGAAUACGCGCAAGCACCAUUCUCCGAAGACCAACAGCAAUCCGGUAUCGCCCGUAGCUCAGGACAAGAGGAUAUCUCGCGUGGAAUCGCUGCGAAAUCUUUUUGUCCGUGGCGAUAAGUAUUCGGAUACUGAAACGGAUCAAAAGAGCGACAACGAGUCACCAUCGCAUGGCCGAUUCUUCGCGAGGGAAUCAGGCAAGCGAACCUUACGCAACAAGAAGAAGACCAAAUCUACUGCUGAUGAUCUGAAGCUUACCGAGCAACAGCUCAUGGACUAUCUAUCCUUGAUGCAGCCGAACAAGCAGGAACUCCAGGACAUGCUCAACGAUUUGAAUACCGAAGUUAUGCGACCACCCAACAAAUCCCGAAAGCUGUCUAUCUUGAACGAGGAAAGGAACACACCGAAGCAGGGGAGGAAGUUUAUUAAAAACAUAUUCUCCAUACGAUCGUCAUCGAAGUCCGAUGACGAGGGUGACGUCAAGUUCGCGAAGCGAACAUCCGCGACAAGCCUUACGUCUUUGAACGAUGUCAUACUCACCUCACGGAAAACACUAUCACUGUCCGAAAUUUCUUCAGUACUGACUUCUAUGCUCAUUAAGUCGGACGAGAGCGGUUACGGUAGUGACUCAACGCGUACAGGCAUGGAUUCUCCAAGAGGUUCUAUAAAGUCGCAAGUGAGCGAAAACUCCAAACCUACACCGGAUAAAAGACCAACUGCUGAAAGAAGCAUGACUUUGAACGAAACCACCCCGACACGAAAUACCCAUUACGACGACGACACCGACACCGCAGAAGAGGAUUACGAUGACAAGGAGGAUAUUAAAUAUUCUACUAUUAAAAAGCGGCGUCCGGUGACUAGAGCUUCUGCUCGCCUAAAGCGACCUAGGUCGAAGAGCGGUGAGUUCGAACCUACAUUGUCAAGAAAACGUAGCAACCUAUUAUUUGGUAACUCUGAAACUACCUCGAUGGAUACGUCUAAAUCCAGUGCGCGAAGCGACGUUCGUUUGGAUGAAGUUACACAUUCAUUCACUGACAUGUUGAACAAGUUAACUAUCGAUUACAAAAGUCCAUCGACGGCUUACCCAACAUCUACUCUAAAGUCAAAAGACAUCGUACGCAAGCCACUUCUUGAGAAGGAAUACAAAUGCGUUCGCUUAAGGCUGACUAACCCAUACGAUAUAGGAAUAGUGAUUGCUCCGAAAACCCCUACAGACCCUUUGACAACCUACGUAGUUACCGAAAUCAGGCCGUCCUCCGCCGCCGAGAAGAACGGCAAUAUUUUUAUAGGCGAUGAAGUUGUUAAGGUCAACGGAACUCGCCUACGAGGAUCUACGUUUUUCGUGGCCUGUGCGUCCAUGGUACCAAAGGAUGGCGAACUGGAGAUCGUCAUAUCGCGAUUUAAAGCGGUCAAAUCGAAAACCACUAGCUGUAGCUCAUCCCCCGCACACUCCAGCAGUUAUGUGUCAUUGCUUAAUAAGUACAAGGCGCCAGCUUCCGAUGACCAUCCUGACUUCGGCCAAACAAACGCCAGCAACAAAUACAGCCUUCCGAAAAGUUUUAGCGGAGGCCCCAAGGAGACUGUGGUCUCAUUCUCCAAUGAGAACGUGUUCAAGAAGCCUCUGGAGGUGAACGCUGAGAGACCGAUCACUGGCAUGAAAAAGUUCUCUCACUCCCAGGGGGCUGAUACUUUUACCACCAGAAGAAGUAGCAUCGCUGUGGCCAUACCGCAAAACAUCCUAAGGAGAAAUUCUCAUAGAUUUUUGAAUGUCUCGUUCAGGAAGGGUCCGGGGAUGAAGUCUCUUGGAUUCUCUAUAGUAGGCGGUAUUGACUCUCCCCGCGGCGCUAUCGGUAUUUACGUCAAAUCUAUCUUCCAGCAAGGACAGGCCGCUGAAAAUGGCAUACUCAAAGAAGGUGACGAGAUUAUUUCGGUGAACGGCAAUUCUUUACAAUCCCUGACGCACAACGAAGCCAUAUCGUUAUUCAAGAAUAUAAAAUCCGGUGAAGUUUUCAUAGAAAUCGCCAGACGAGAGAAUUACCAAAGAAGGGAUGUUAAAUCGAGGUCUUGCGACGCAUUGGACAAAUUUGACUGAUCACACAGCAAAGUUAAACACAUACAAAAAAAAUAUAUUUACGAAUAAAAACAACGAGUGAAGGGUUUCACAGUCUCUUUUAAUAUUUAUUGACAAAACACUAAACCAUAAGAUCAUUUAAAAAGGAAACAAAUCUCGUGCAAUAUUUAUUAUACAUGUAUAGUCUAACAAAAUUUGUGAUAU